Solanum lycopersicum (tomato) is the source of this 1750-nucleotide messenger RNA. RefSeq names its product benzyl alcohol O-benzoyltransferase. Lineage: Eukaryota; Viridiplantae; Streptophyta; Magnoliopsida; Solanales; Solanaceae. Gene Ontology annotation, molecular function: acyltransferase activity, transferring groups other than amino-acyl groups. The record is from RefSeq and is a predicted model, not a curated record.
AUUAACGUAGUAAUUAUAAACUACCUUUAUUUUAACAUGCAAGUAGCGUGUUACUUGCUCUAUAUAUAGCUUAUGCUCUUUGGGAAAUUAUGUACACAAACACUAUCCAAAAUCAUCAUCUUCGAUGGAUUCAAUUAAGCAAUCCUCAUCACAAUUAGUAUUCACAGUGAGAAGGCAAAAAGCAGAGCUAAUUGCUCCAGCAAAGCCAACUCCACGUGAAUCUAAAUUUCUAUCAGACAUUGAUGAUCAAGAAGGUCUUCGCUUCCAAAUUCCGGUAAUUAACUUUUAUCGUAAGGAUUCGUAUUCGGAUUUGGAUUCUUCCAUGGGAGGAAAUUAUAAUGAACCUGUAAAAGUUAUUAAAAAGGCUAUAGCUGAAGCACUUGUUUUUUACUAUCCGUUUGCUGGUCGGCUCCGGGAAGGAAAUGGCCGGAAACUGAUGGUGGAUUGUUCCGGGGAAGGAGUUAUGUUCGUGGAGGCGGAUGCUGAUGUUACGCUUGAACAAUUUGGAGAUGAACUUAAGCCUCCAUUUCCGUGUUUGGAAGAGCUCCUUUAUGAUGUUCCUGGCUCUGCUGGAGUUCUUAACUGUCCUCUGCUUCUAAUUCAGGUAACACGUCUCAAGUGUGGUAGUUUCAUAUUUGCAGUGCGAUUAAACCACACGAUGAGUGAUGCGACCGGUCUUGUUGAAUUUAUGACUGCCGUUGGCGAAAUGGCACGGGGGGCAUCUGCUCCAUCUACACUCCCGGUCUGGAGCAGGGAAUUGCUAAAUGCGCGAAAUCCGCCUCGAGUGACAUGCACACACCAUGAGUACGAUGAAGUUCCUGAUACAAACGGUACAAUUAUCCCAUUAGAUGACAUGGUUCACAAAUCAUUCUUUUUUGGCCCUUCUGAGGUCUCAGCACUUCGUCGAUUUCUCCCUCCUCAUUUGCGCAAAUGUUCCACCUUUGAACUACUCACAUCAGUAAUUUGGCGCUGUCGAACAAUUUCCCUAAAACCAGAUCCUGCAGAGGAAGUUCGCGUACUUUGCCUUGUCAAUGCGCGUUUCAAGUUCAAUCCACCUUUGCCUAAUGGAUUCUACGGCAACGCCUUUGCGUUCCCUGUGGCAGUUGCGACCGCGGAGAAAUUGGUCAAAAAUCCACUAGGAUAUGCACUUGAGCUAGUGAAGAAGGCUAAGUCGGACGUGACGGAAGAAUACAUGAAAUCCGUAGCGGAUUUGAUGGUGAUUAAUGGAAGGCCUCAUUUCGCUGUGGUUCGGACUUUUCUCGUGUCAGACGUGACUCGGGCGGGAUUCGGAGAAGUAGAUUUUGGAUGGGGGAAGCCAGUGUAUGGGGGACCAGCUAAAGGAGGAGUAGGUCCUUUUCCUGGUAUGGCUAGUUUUUACAUACCAUUUAGAAACAAGAAUGGUGAAAAUGGGAUUGUGGUUCCUAUGUGUUUACCUGCCUUUGCAAUGGAAAUAUUUGUCAAAGAGAUUGAGCGCAUGUUGAAAGGCGAUGUUAAUCCAUUAGUUAACACAAAUUAUGCCAUAAUCAAACCUGCGUUGUGAAUUGUUAAUUAGACAAUUAAAGACUAUAUAUAUAUAUAUUUUGUCUUAAAAAAUCCAAAUCUUGUUACAUAGAGUCGAUUUAGUUCAUGUUCAUGUUUUAGAGCUUUGCUCAAUAGCAAUGAGGUUGGUUUUGACGGUUUCAACAAUUGCUGCUUGCCUUGUAUAUAAAAAGAAGAAGAAUAUUUGCUUGACAGUCUACCAAACAAAGCU